Messenger RNA from Microthlaspi erraticum, 588 nucleotides. NCBI's taxonomy places the organism in Eukaryota, Viridiplantae, Streptophyta, Magnoliopsida, Brassicales, Brassicaceae. The record is from the annotation of a GenBank genome assembly.
AUGGGUUCACAUUACCAGGAGUGGGUAGAUAAAGCGUGCAAACAAAUUAUGGAUUCAUUAGAAGUGGAUGGUGUUUCGAGAGUCAUACUUGUUGGUGAAGCUGGAAUAGGUAAGACAUGGCUGGCUCGCGAGAUAUGCGAGCGUGCUACUGAAAAGACGGGCUCAUGUUACAUGGCCCUCUGGUUGAAUCUGAACAAAGAGCUGGAUGAAAGGUCGCUUUACAAGAAUAUAGCUUCUCAGCUGUCCAUAUUUCUGGAGAAGGAAGGGAGUGAAGAGGAUGAUAGCGACAACGAAGAUGAUGAGGAGCAGAAAAAUCGAGACUUGAUGAGGUUGAAAGAUGGCAUACUUCAAAAGCUCAGGAGAAAGAAGCUUAAGCGUGAAGGAAAGAAGAAUCUCCUGUUGGUUUUGGAUGAUGAAGGAAGUGUGACCAAUGAAGAAAAAGUGAUGGAAGCGUUGCACCUUCGAGAUUUUCUUGUUCGUGGGAAGGACAGGCCUCUAAAAAUUCUUCUCACAAGAAGGAAAGAAGAAGCCGUUACAAAUCCCUAUAUCACGGUCGAGUCACAUUUCGAAAAGUCAAAAGACUUUUGA